CUACAUGGAGUGUAGGAAUCAUUUAUGUAGUGCACUAUAUAGGGUGUAGUGAUUAUUUAUUUCAUGCCCACAUGAGUGUACUUCAGUCAGGAAUAUAAAACAGUUGAGAUGCAGUAAAGCGUUUUCUUUGAAGUAGCGCCUGUAGUUAUAUACUUUUCUUAACGCGGUUUCAUUUUUGUCAUUUAGCGAGUUAUUUUUUGUGAAUAGUUUUGUGUGUUUUUAAAUUCGCAGCCAACAUGGCCUCGAUUAUUCGAUUAUGUCUCCACACAACAUCCCGUUUCACUUUUAUUUGGGUUGCUUUUCUGAUGAGCAGCCUGGCUGUGAUGGCCACAACAUACCACAAACCAAACAUAGUGCUGAUUCUCACCGAUGAUUUGGACCUCGCCAUCGGUGGGAUGAUUCCCUUAAACAAAACAAGGAAGUUGAUUGGGGAUGCAGGAAUAACCUUUACAAACACGUUUGUUGCGAGCCCCCUGUGCUGUCCCAGCAGAGCCAGCAUACUAACAGGCAAGUACCCACACAACCAUAGAGUCAUCAACAACACACUGGAAGGCAACUGCAGCAGUCCCGCCUGGCAGAAGAGCCAGGAGCCCUCUACUUUCCCAGUCCUACUGCAGAAGUAUGGCUACUACCAGACGUUCUUUGCUGGGAAGUACAUGAACGAGUAUGGUGACAAACAGGCUGGAGGAGUGGAGCAUGUUCCCCCAGGCUGGGACUACUGGUUUGCACUGGAGAAAAACUCAAAGUAUUACAACUACACACUGUCAGUAAAUGGUAAAGCCCAGAGGCAUGGAGAGAAUUAUACUCAGGACUAUCUUACUGACGUUCUGGCCAACAUAUCACUAGACUUUCUCCAGUACAAGUCUAACUACAGGCCAUUUUUCAUGAUGGUAUCUACGCCAGCUCCUCACUCUCCCUGGACAUCUGCUCCUCAAUAUGAAGGCCAGUUUUCCAAAGUCAAAGCCCCGAGAGAUCCCAGUUUCAACACCCAUAGCAAGGAUAAACACUGGCUAAUUAGACAGACAAAGACUCCAAUGACGAACUCCUCUGUGGAAUUCCUUGACGAUGCUUACAGAAAGCGGUGGCGUACUCUGUUGUCUGUAGACGAUCUGGUGGAGAAGUUGGUGAAGAAACUGGAAGUCAGAGGAGAGCUGGAGAACACGUAUAUCUUUUUCACUUCUGACAAUGGCUACCACACUGGCCAGUUUUCUCUCCCCAUGGACAAGCGUCAGCUUUAUGAGUUUGACAUCAGAGUUCCUCUGCUAGUACGAGGACCAAACAUCAAGCCCAACCAGACCAGCCCGUUACUUGUAGCGAAUAUAGAUUUGGGUCCAACAAUCCUGGACAUGGCAGGGUAUGAUGUCAAUAAGACUCAGAUGGAUGGGAUGUCCUUUCUAUCUGCUAUGAUUGGGAAGGAGAACAAUACAUGGAGAACUGACUUUCUGGUGGAGUAUGAAGGAGAAGGACACAAUGUCUCAGAUCCAGCUUGUCCCAGCCUGGGCCCAGGAGUCUCAGAGUGUUUUCCUGACUGCGUAUGUGAAGAUGCAUAUAACAAUACAUACGCUUGCGUUCGCACGGUCACCCAGACUACCAACCUGCAGUACUGCGAGUUUGAUGAUGAUGAGGUGUUUGUGGAAGUGUAUAACCUGACAGCAGACCCCUUCCAGCUCAAAAACAUUGCCAAAAGCAUCGAUCAUGAGGUUCUGGAGAAAAUGAAUCAUCGCUUGAUGAUGCUGCAGUCGUGUUCAGGACAGUCCUGCAGGACACCUGGGGUCUAUGAUUCACGGUUUAAAUUUGACCCUCAGCUGAUGUUCAACAAUCUCGGGCCUCGCGUAAGCCGACUGCAGAAGACGCUAAAGUAAAGGCAGAAAGCAAGAAUUUGAAAACCCUGUCCUGCUAUUGCCUUUUGUCCUGAUCUUCCCUUCGAGGUCAUUGCUGUCUCCUCCACUCUUGGUCAAGAAAGGUUAUUUUAACAUAAGUUGACAUUCAGUAUUGAUCAGAUUUGACUGACUCACACCCACCCAUGUUGAUUUUUGGUUUUUGCAUCUUUUUAGAUUAAUAACUUUAACCCUAAGUGGUUUAGAAUAAAGUAGAAUAGCAGGAUAAUAUUGGUAGUGUUUAUCAAUAAAGUUUUUUUUUUUUUUUUUUUUUUUGUACUAUCUGGGCACCAGAGCUCUUUGUAUUCUAUCAAAUUUUUUAGGCCUUAAAUUUUACAACAAUGACAUUUAACAUGUUUGACUGCCUUGUUUAGACAUUUUUAGUGUUGUAGUUGGUCAAAGCCAAAGUUUGAAUAACUGUAUUCUGAAAGCAAGGUGCCUAAUUCUGACCAGUGACCACUGUUUUUAUUAAAACAUAUACAAGUUUCACAUUGUAUCACACUGACUGAUGUGGAAGAGGGUGAGAGACUGAUGCGUUUGUGAAUCUUGUAGAUUCGCACAGCUGCUGUGGAAAACCGUUUUAGUUGUGAAUGAGCUAAAGGGAUUGCAGUUCAGUCAUUUAAUAACUAUUUAUGUGAAUUGUUCUUUGUAGUUCAAGAAAUGAUAUUUUACUAUGAGGGAUAUGAAACACUGAGUUACUCUGCUUUAAACAGCAGCAGCUUCACUAAUGAGGGAACAUUUUUCCACUUUGUACUGCUACAUGUUGGAUAAUCAUGUGUUGAUCUAGAAAUAUUAGAGAAUCAUCUUGGCUUUAUUUCAGAUAUCACUGAGUUGUUAGGUUUAUCCCCCCCCCAAUUUAUUUCAGUGACAAUGUGAUAAAUCAUUUUGGAAAAGGCUUUCAUCCAUAAAAUAACUGCUUGUCACUGGAGUCAUGUUGCCUAAUUUUACUGAGACACUUUGUGAUUGAUGAGGAAAAUGGCUUAUGCUUUAUUUUGCACAGAAUUUGAGUAGGGUUUGUGUGUGUUUUUUUUUUUUUUUUGGGGGGGGGGGGGGGUUGUUUCCUUCCUCCCCCCAAUGUGAGUGUUGUGGGGUUCCCCCCCAGCUGAGUUUGCUCAAUAAACAACUAUAAAUUUG
Molecule: messenger RNA, 3011 nt
Organism: Neoarius graeffei (lesser salmon catfish)
Lineage: Eukaryota; Metazoa; Chordata; Actinopteri; Siluriformes; Ariidae
Gene: gnsa
Product: glucosamine (N-acetyl)-6-sulfatase a
Exons: 14
Coding region: 237-1862 (541 amino acids)
Biological process (GO): glycosaminoglycan metabolic process
Molecular function (GO): N-acetylglucosamine-6-sulfatase activity; glycosaminoglycan binding
Source: RefSeq, a predicted model, not a curated record